AUAAAUUAUUUUUAACUUCUAAUUAAGUAAUAUUUUUUCCACAAUGAUUUUGAUGCCGAAGGAUUCCGCAAAAUUUAUAAAUUUUUGUUCUAAAAAUGUUUUUGUUGAAAAUGAAGGAGUCAAAAAUGUUGCUUACGCGGUUUUAAAAGGUCUUAAAGAUGGUAAAAUAAGUGUAAAUAAUUAUUCUCAAUGUCAAUUUCACCCUUCUCCUGAAGAUCCAAAAGCAGUUGAUUGGAUAUUUAUUUUGAAUACAUUAAAUUAUUCUUUUUGGAAUGAAAAAAAUUGUCCAAAAUGGACAGUUAAUAAUCAAACUGGAUAUUUUGCAUUAUGUGCUGCUAUUAAAAGAGCUAUAAAUGAGGGGAAACCUAUAGUCGAUCCCAAGUAUUAUUCUCAAAUAACGAGAUCCGAAGCUGAAUAUAUUUUUCGUGGCGAUACAGAAACUAAUAUUCCGCUGUUAGACGAAAGAGUAAAAUGUUUGCGAGAUGCUGGAAAAGUUUUAUUAGAGAAGUAUCAAGGUACUUUUGUUAAUUGUGUCAAAUUGAGCUCUCACUCAGCUCAGAAUUUACUCAGAUGUAUCGUGAAAGAAUUCGAAUCUUAUCAAGAUGAGGCAGACUAUAAAAUUCACAGAGUCAGUUUUUACAAGAGGGCUCAGAUACUGGUGGGCGAUAUUUGGGCCUGCUUCAAAGGGGAGGGGAUUGGCAAAUUCUUGGACAUAGAUUAUCUCACGAUGUUCGCCGAUUAUCGUAUUCCCCAAAUCCUCCUACAUUUUGGUGCUAUUCGUUACAGCAACGCUCUCAUGACUAAGCUAGAAUCUGAUAUAGAGUUAGAAAACGGUAGCGAUGAGGAAAUUGAAAUUCGUGGUUGCACGAUAGAAGUGAUCGAAAGAGUGAAAUAUGAAGUAAAAGAUCUAAUCGAGCGUUAUCCUAAAGAGAAAAAAAAUCAAUUAAAAUCAAAUAUUAAUUCAAUUCUGAUCGAUCAUUUCCUGUGGAAUUAUCGGCGAGAACACGAAGUUGAAUUAGAAAUUGUUCCGUAUCAUAAAACUAGAUGCAUAUAUUAUUGAAUAUUGUUUCGAGAAAAAAGAAUAUUUGAAAAUAACGUAUCAAUGCAAUAAUUUUAUAAUUUUAUAAUUUUAAACAAGUUAUGAUUUUUUUUAUAAUUCAUACACACACACACACACAUAUAUGUAUGUGCAAAUAUUCGAAUAAAAUAUGCAGUAUAUUUUAACAAUUUUAA
Molecule: messenger RNA, 1233 nt
Organism: Apis cerana (Asiatic honeybee)
Lineage: Eukaryota; Metazoa; Arthropoda; Insecta; Hymenoptera; Apidae
Product: queuosine 5'-phosphate N-glycosylase/hydrolase
Source: RefSeq, a predicted model, not a curated record